Messenger RNA from Microdochium trichocladiopsis, 2109 nucleotides. Its product is annotated as armadillo-type protein. Gene Ontology annotation, molecular function: mRNA binding. Gene Ontology annotation, biological process: regulation of translation. The transcript has 2 exons. NCBI's taxonomy places the organism in Eukaryota, Fungi, Ascomycota, Sordariomycetes, Xylariales, Microdochiaceae. The coding region runs from base 1 to 2109 and encodes 702 amino acids. The record is from RefSeq and is a predicted model, not a curated record. Gene Ontology annotation, cellular component: nucleolus.
AUGGCUCGGAACGGUGCCGUCACGACGGGCAACAAGCGCAAGCUUGCCAACGGCAGCGCCAAGGAGAAGACGGGCAGCAAGAAGACCAAGUUCGAGAAGCCCUCGCCGAGCGAGGAGCCUGAGUCUGUCAGCGACGCCAGUGACGCCGGCGCAUUCUCAGACGACAAUGAGGACGAUGGAGGCGCCCAGUUGCAUCCCGAUCGGGCGGGCCGUGUUCAGGGCGAGGAGGGUUCUGGCGCACAGGGUUUCGAGAAGGGCCAAAACUCGAGAGAGUCGCACCUGAAGCAGAAGGCAAUCGCGCAAGAGCGGAAAGCCAACAAGCCCCUCGCCGACGAAUUGCAGCGGACCAAGAAGUUGUGGGAGAGAUUACGGCGCAAGUCGCACGUGCCCAAGGAGGAGCGCCAGAAGCUGGUGGAGGAGCUGUUUACCAUCACGACCGGUCGCAUGAAGGACUUCGCCCUCAAGCACGACGCAGUGCGUGUGGUACAGACCGCCAUCAAGUACUCGACCCCCGAACGCCGGCGGAUGAUUGCGACCGAACUCAAGGGCACUUAUGCACAGCUCGCCGAGAGCAAGUACGCCAAGUUCCUGAUCGGCAAGCUCAUGGUGGAAGGCGACAAGGAGGUCAGGGAUCUCAUCGUGCCCGAGUUUUAUGGCAAGGUCCGGAAGCUCAUCAACCACCCCGAGGCGUCCUGGAUUCUGGACGACAUCUACCGUGGCGCGGCCACUCCUGAGCAAAAGUCCAUCUUGCUCCGAGAGUGGUACGGGCCCGAGUUCUCCAUCUUCCGCACGACAGGUGAAGGGGCGCCUACAGCCGAGCUUUCCAAAAUCCUUGAAGCCGAGCCUAGCAAGCGAGUCAUAAUCAUGAAAUACCUCCGUGAGGCUACGAAUCAGCUUGUCCAGAAGAAGCUUACUGGCUUUACUAUGCUCCACGACGCUAUGCUGCAGUACUUCCUGAACGCGAAGCCGGGCACAGAGGAACUCAAGGAAUACAUCGAGAUGAUCAAGGAGGACGAGAACGACCUGUUGAAGAACAUGGCUUUCACGAAAUCUGGCGCGAAGCUGGUCUGCCUGCUUCUUGCCCAAGGAACUGCCAAGGACCGCAAGCAGAUUCUCAAGACGUACAAGGAUACCUUCCAGCUCAUGGCCUCGGAUCCCCACGGCCAUAUGAUCAUCCUUACCGCCUACGAUGUCAUCGAUGAUACUGUCCUGACGUCCAAGUCCAUCAUUCCCGAGAUCCUCGGCAAGUCUGAGGACAACCAGGUUUCAAACAUUGUCAUCUGCGCCAACGACCCAAAUGCCCGCCUUACUGUGCGAUACUUGCUUGAAGGUCCUUCGAAGGCUCUGUUCCAGGCCAGCCACGCCUCGGACUUGCAACUGCUCGAGGAGAUCUGGGAGAUUCGCAAAACGACUAGUAAGAAGGAUGCUGAAAUCAGGAGGAAGGAGCUGGUUGCAGCACUUUCACCAUUCCUCCUGGCGGCCAUCGCGUCGGCACCCUCGGAUCUGCUCUCAACAUCCUUCGGAUGCCAGCUCGUGGCCGAGGCACUCCUGUCGUGCGUUGGGGACAAGAAGGAAGCUCUGGAGGCCGUGGCAGCUGCAGCCGGCGGCAACCCAGACGAGGUAGACGAGCAGAUGGAAGGUGCCGAGGAUACGGCGCCCGAGUUUGCUCCCCAGUCACACAUCUCCAAGGCCCCGCAUGGCGGCCGGAUGUUCAAAACCCUGAUUGCUGGCGGCCACUUCGACAAGGCCACUAAGCAGAUCGUCCCGGUUGACCCUCCGCUGCACUUUGCCGACAUCCUCUACCCAGUCAUCAAAGACAACAUUAUCUCUUGGGCUACUGGUCCCAGCUCCUUCGUUGUUGUCAGCCUGCUCGAGGUUGAUGACUUCUCAAGCAAGGACGAGCUGCGCAAGCUGCUGAAGAAGGAGAAGAAGGCGCUUGAGAAGGCGGCUACCGAAGAGACACCGGAGCAGAAGGCGGCGAGAGAGGCCGCCGAGACCGAGGUUGACGCGGAGAAGCCAGCCAAGAAGGGCAAGAAGGCCGCGGUGAAGAAGGACCGCCCUAUCGGCAAUGCUGGCGCCAAGCUGCUGCUUGAGAAGCUCAAGGCUUGA